This is a messenger RNA of Adelges cooleyi (spruce gall adelgid), 3097 nucleotides long. Its product is annotated as cytoplasmic aconitate hydratase-like. Gene Ontology annotation, molecular function: 4 iron, 4 sulfur cluster binding; aconitate hydratase activity. Bases 213 to 2876 code for a protein of 887 amino acids. Gene Ontology annotation, biological process: citrate metabolic process; tricarboxylic acid cycle. Gene Ontology annotation, cellular component: mitochondrion; cytosol. The transcript is spliced from 18 exons. The record is from RefSeq and is a predicted model, not a curated record. Lineage: Eukaryota; Metazoa; Arthropoda; Insecta; Hemiptera; Adelgidae.
CAGAUUGCUGUCCGGUGACUGGUGAGAGUGGCUUAGAGCAACGGGUAAUUACUAAUAUAUACUUACUUUUCAGUGGGCUUUUACCGUGUACUACACAGCAGUCCCAGUCUAUAAAUUCAUGCAUAUUUUCUAUUUACGUAACGUAAUGUGUCUGUAAUAAUUAACCGAUUCAAAGUUCAACCGUACAAAAUUAAAUUAAACAAUUAUCAAAAAUGGCACAUCCAUUUGAAAAACUUAAGAAAACUAUCAAUGUUAACAACAAGCAAUACAAUUAUUUCAACUUACCAGAAUUUGGCGUUGAGUAUAACCAACUGCCAUUUUCUAUCAGAGUUCUCCUCGAGUCUGCUGUCAGAAACUGUGAUAAUUUUCAAGUCACUGAAGCAGAUGUUGAAAAAAUCUUGAAUUGGAAAAUCAACCAAACUUCUGAUGUAGAAGUCUCGUUUAAGCCGGCUAGAGUGAUCUUACAAGAUUUCACUGGAGUUCCCGCUGUGGUGGAUUUUGCUGCUAUGAGAGACUCCGUCAAGAACUUAGGCGGUGAUCCAAACAAAAUUAACCCAGUUUGCCCGUCCGAUCUGGUUAUCGAUCACUCCAUUCAAGCUGAUUUCGUCAGAGAGGCCGAUUCUCAGCAAAAAAAUGAAAAUCUUGAGUUUGAACGUAACAAAGAAAGAUUUACAUUUCUCAAGUGGGGCGCCAAAGCUUUUAAGAAUAUGUUGAUCGUUCCACCCGGAUCUGGAAUUGUGCAUCAAGUCAAUUUAGAAUAUUUAGCCCGUGUUGUUUUCACCGACGGAGAUACUUUAUAUCCAGAUUCUUUAGUUGGAACCGAUUCGCACACGACAAUGAUUAAUGGAUUAGGUGUUUUAGGAUGGGGAGUCGGAGGUAUUGAAGCUGAAGCAGUAAUGUUGGGCCAAGCUAUUUCAAUGUUGCUUCCUCAAGUCCUUGGGUACAAGAUAACAGGAAUUCUUAACCAGUUUGCAACAUCAACUGAUUUAGUUCUAACUAUCACAAAACAUUUGAGACAAAUCGGAGUAGUUGGCAAAUUUGUUGAAUUUUUUGGACCUGGAGUCGCUCAACUGUCUAUUGCCGAUCGAGCCACUAUAAGUAAUAUGUGUCCCGAGUACGGAGCUACUGUGGGUUUUUUCCCAGUCGAUGAGAACACCCUUUCUUAUUUAAAACAAACGAAUCGUAGCGCUGAAAAAAUAGCUGCAGUUAAAGCUUACCUGGAAGCUUCUAAAAUGCUAAGAAAUUAUGAUGAUCCUUCUCAAGAUCCAGUUUUUAGCCAAGUUACAAAUUUGGACUUGGGGGACGUUGUUCCAUCAAUAAGUGGUCCCAAGCGACCACAUGAUCGUAUUUCAGUUUCUGAAGCUCAAAAAGAUUUCCAAAGCUGUCUCACAAAUAAGGUUGGUUUUAAGGGAUUCAACAUCAGUCCGGACAAACUUAAUGCUACUGGGGAAUUCGAGUUUAAUAAUCAGAAGUACACGUUAAAGCAUGGAUCUGUGGUUAUAGCUGCCAUCACUUCGUGUACAAAUACCAGUAACCCUAGUGUUAUGCUUGGAGCUGGUCUUCUUGCUAAAAAUGCCAUAGAAGCUGGUUUGACGGUGGCCCCAUACAUCAAAACCAGUCUUUCUCCUGGAUCAGGAGUAGUGACUUAUUAUUUAAGGGAGAGCGGUGUUAUGCCUGCUUUAAAACAAUUAGGAUUUGACACUGUCGGAUUCGGUUGUAUGACUUGUAUCGGAAAUUCUGGACCUUUACCAGAGUCCGUAGUCAGCGCUAUUGAAUCGAAUGAUCUUGUUUGUUGUGGAGUACUAUCGGGUAACAGAAAUUUCGAGGGUCGUAUUCAUCCGAACACCCGUGCAAAUUACUUGGCUUCGCCUUUGCUUGUUAUUGCAUAUGCUAUUGCUGGACGCAUCGAUAUCGAUUUUGAAACUGAACCAAUUGGUGUGGAUAAAAAUGGUAGUCCUAUAUUUUUGAGAAGCAUUUGGCCUUCCAGAGAGCACAUCCAAACCAUUGAAAAAAAAACUGUAAUACCAGCAAUGUUCCAAGAUGUUUACGCACGCAUCCAAACCGGCUCCAAUGCUUGGCAGUGUUUGCAAGCUCCCGACGGUCAACUAUACCCUUGGGAUUCAUCAUCGACAUACAUAAAAAAUCCUCCAUUCUUCAAUGGCAUGACUAAGACCUUACCUGGUGUUAAAUCAGUGAAAAAUGCACAUGUAUUGCUUUACCUUGGCGAUUCAGUAACAACUGAUCACAUAAGUCCUGCGGGAAGUAUUGCCAGAAAUAGUCCUGCAGCUCGUUAUUUGGCUUCAAAAAACAUCACACCUAAAGACUUCAACUCGUACGGUUCAAGGCGAGGAAACGAUGACAUCAUGGCUAGGGGAACGUUUGCAAACAUACGAAUCGUAAACAAAUUAGUCAAGAGUACUGGACCGAAAACUUUGCACAUUCCAAGUGGACAAGAGCUCGACGUUUUUGAUGCUGCCCAACUUUAUGCCCAAGAAAACCGAUCGCUGAUCGCUAUCGUUGGCAAGGACUAUGGAUCGGGCUCGUCCAGAGAUUGGGCAGCCAAAGGACCAUUUUUGCUUGGUAUUAAAGCUGUUAUUGCUGAGUCUUACGAACGCAUUCAUCGUUCAAACUUAGUCGGUAUGGGAAUCAUUCCGUUGCAGUUCCGUACCGGUGAAAACGCCGAAACUCUAAAAUUAACUGGUCAAGAAGUUUACGACAUUGACAUUCCACAAGAUUGCAAACCAUUGCAAGAGAUUCAAGUAAAAACAAAUACUGGUGUGUCGUUUAAUGCUAUCUUACGUUUCGACACAGAAGUAGACAUUUUGUAUCACAAAAACGGUGGAAUUUUGAACUACAUGAUUAGAAAAAUGCUUUAAUCUAUAUUUUUUUGUCGUUUAUUAAUAUUAUAAAGUAAAUAUUCAUGACAUUCAUUCAUUUUAUUUAGAUUUUUUAUUUUUAUUAUCAAUCAGGUAAGGUCAUUACUUAAUUAUUAUGUUUUAGAAUGAUAUUGUACCGUAAUCAAAUAUUUUUAAAUUUAUAUGUGUUGCCAAUAUUUAUAUUUUGCAUAAUCAGUAUGUUAUUAUUUUUUUUUUUUUUG